AGCCGGGCGGCCAUCUUGGAUCAUCCGGCACUCUUUUGCUGAAGGAGGGAGGGAAGGGAGGAAGGGAGGAAGGAGGGAGCUGGCUGGCUGGCUCAGAGGCGGGCAGCGGCCUUUCUUUUCUUUUUCUCCUUCUUCUUCCCUCUCGCACGGAUUGAAAUAUGGCAGCCUAGGCCCGGUGAGGCCUAGGAAAGGCGGAAGGGCGGACGGGAGCCUCCGAGGGACAAUCCUGGUGCUCAGCGAAGCAGGGCCAUUCUUCCUCCCUCCUCUUUCCCCCUCCUCCUUCCCUUUUUCCCUUUCCUUAGAGCACUGUAGGGCCUGCCUUUUCCCCUCCAGGGCUUCCCUGAGAGCUGCUUCCCUUGCCUUUCCCCCUCCACCUAGUCUCCCCUCUUUGCCUAAUCCCUCCUCCAUUCCCCUUUCCUCCCUCCUUGCCCUCCAUGAGAGCCCCUCUCCCCUUUAAUCCUCCUCCUCUUCCACCUUCCAAGGAGCCUAAUCUCCCUGUGGGAUGAUCCCCCAAGGCUCCUCCAUCAGGUUAGGCUAUAAAUGAGGCAGGGGGCUCCUCUUCGUGGAGGAGGAGGAGAAGGAGGCCCAGAAAUCAUCCCCCACAUCUCACUCCCUCUCACACUCUCUCCUCUUUUUUCCCCUUGAUGGUGGCAACUCCUAACCACUGUCAUGCUGUAAAACUAUUCUUUUCUUCCCUUGAUGGUGGCAACUCCUAAACACUGUCAUGCUGUAAAACUAUUCUUUUUUUGUUGUAAAUAUCUCUAUAUAUAUAUAUUUGGAGGAGGAGGGCGUUAGGGUUUUCUUCUCCCCCUUAUUUUUUUGAUAUAAUAAUAUUAAUAAUAUUCCUGGGUUUGGCCAUCGCAAACCGGGGCUUCAGCACAAGUGAAUGAAAAUGUCCACCAGAACUCCAUUGCCCACCGUGAAUGAGCGGGACACUGAAAAUGAUGCCGGAACUUCAGUAGGGGAAAGCUUUUGUGAAAAGCACACCUCUCAUGGUGAAGGACGGCAGGAAGUCUCCUCUCGAACUAGUCGCUCUGGGGCCCGCUGCAGAAAUUCUAUAGCUUCCUGCACAGACGAGCAACCUCAUAUUGGGAACUACCGACUUCUUAAAACAAUUGGAAAGGGGAAUUUUGCAAAAGUGAAGCUGGCAAGACACAUCCUUACUGGCAGAGAGGUUGCAAUCAAAAUUAUUGAUAAAACUCAACUGAAUCCAACUAGUCUACAGAAGCUUUUCAGGGAAGUAAGGAUAAUGAAGAUUUUAAAUCAUCCCAAUAUAGUUAAAUUAUUUGAAGUCAUUGAAACAGAAAAAACACUCUACUUAAUCAUGGAGUAUGCAAGUGGAGGGGAGGUGUUUGACUAUCUAGUUGCACAUGGAAGAAUGAAGGAAAAGGAGGCAAGAGCCAAAUUUAGACAAAUAGUAUCUGCAGUGCAGUAUUGCCACCAAAAGCAUAUUGUUCACAGAGAUCUCAAGGCUGAAAAUCUUUUGCUUGACGCAGAUAUGAACAUUAAAAUAGCCGAUUUUGGUUUUAGCAACGAGUUUACAGUUGGAAAUAAACUGGACACAUUUUGUGGCAGCCCUCCUUAUGCUGCUCCAGAGCUCUUCCAAGGCAAGAAGUAUGAUGGCCCUGAAGUAGAUGUUUGGAGUUUAGGUGUUAUUCUUUAUACUCUUGUGAGCGGAUCUUUGCCUUUCGAUGGGCAAAAUCUAAAGGAACUGAGAGAGAGAGUGCUGAGAGGAAAAUACAGGAUUCCUUUCUACAUGUCAACAGACUGUGAAAACCUGCUAAAACGUUUCCUGGUGCUAAACCCAACCAAAAGAGGCACUCUUGAGCAAAUCAUGAAGGACAGAUGGAUCAAUGCAGGGCAUGAGGAUGAUGAACUUAAACCAUUUGUUGAACCAGAGCUAGACAUCUCGGACCAGAAGAGAAUAGAUAUUAUGGUUGGAAUGGGAUAUUCCCAAGAAGAAAUACAGGAAUCUCUUAGUAAAAUGAAAUAUGAUGAAAUCACUGCUACGUAUUUGCUACUAGGAAGGAAAUCAUCAGAGUUGGAUGCAAGUGACUCAAGCUCUAGCAGCAAUCUUUCACUUGCUAAGGUCAGGCCAAGUAGUGACCUAAACAACAGCACUGGACAGUCUCCACACCACAAAGUACAGAGAAGUAUAUCUUCCAGCCAGAAGCAACGACGGUACAGUGACCAUGCUGGUCCAUCUAUCCCUCCAGCAGUGGCAUAUCCAAAAAGAAGUCAGACUAGCACUGCAGACAGUGACCUCAAAGAAGAAGGGACUCAAUCACGAAAAUCUAGCAGCAGUGCUGCUGGAGGAAGAGGAAUUGCGCCUGCUAGCCCCAUGCUUGGAAAUGCCAGCAAUCCAAAUAAGGCUGAUAUUCCUGACCGUAAAAGAAGCUCUGCUGCACCCACUCUCUUCUGUCGUUCCUGGAAAAUUGAUCAGUGGCUUGGGCCUAUCUCCACACUCUUUCUCUAUAAAGACAGAGGCAAAAAUAAUACUGCGCCUGGAGCAAUGACACGACGGAAUACAUAUGUCUGUAGUGAAAGAGCAACUACAGACAGACAUUCGGUCAUUCAAAAUGGCAAGGAGAGCAGCCUGACUGAAACGUUCGUUUAUGCAGCUAGCCCUGAUACGCUUUAUGCCACGUCCUCCACCUGUGUUCGGCUGCGACCUCAGAAGUCUAUGUCGAUGUCAGCCUCUAUGCAUGCGAAGAUGAUGUUACCUUCAUUAAUCAAUGGCACAGAUAACCUCAGGUCUAUCGCUAUUCCCGACCAGAGGACGCCAGUAGCUUCUACUCACAGUAUCAGUAGUGCAACGACGCCUGACCGCAUCCGCUUCCCAAGAGGAACUGCCAGCCGUAGCACUUUCCAUGGCCAACUUAGAGAACGGCGUACUGCCACUUACAAUGGACCCCCUGCAUCACCCAGUCUAUCGCAUGAAGCAACACCACUCUCACAGACACGAAGUAGGGGCUCCACUAACUUGUUCAGUAAAUUGACUUCAAAGCUUACAAGAAGAAACAUGUCAUUCAGGUUUAUCAAAAGGCUCCCGACUGAAUAUGAGAGGAACGGGAGAUAUGAGGGCUCAAGUCGUAACGUUUCUGUUGAUCAGAAGGAUGACAACAAAGAAGCCAAGCCCCGUUCACUACGAUUCACUUGGAGCAUGAAAACUACCAGCUCCAUGGAUCCAAACGACAUGAUGAGGGAAAUCCGUAAGGUCCUGGAUGCCAACAACUGUGAUUAUGAACAGAGGGAGCGCUUCUUGCUUUUCUGUGUCCAUGGGGACGGUCAUGCAGAAAACCUGGUGCAAUGGGAGAUGGAAGUGUGUAAGCUGCCAAGACUGUCGCUGAACGGAGUCCGCUUUAAACGGAUAUCGGGAACAUCCAUAGCAUUUAAAAACAUUGCUUCCAAAAUUGCCAACGAAUUAAAGCUGUAAUGAGAAGAGCAAUCAAGUUUGUAAAUUUAAAGUAGCAAUUUCAAGUGGGUUUUUUUUUUUUUUUGAGAACAUCAAUGAAAAUGUAUAGAAUAAUAUUUAGGGCAAUAACUUCUGCAUCUUCUGAAUCAUGAUAUUAAAGCAAACAAAACAGUUGAGACAAGCUGCUGAGCUGGGAAGGGAGAGUUGGACUUUUUUUUAUAAGUGCACUACAGCAUUAAAGUUGCCUACUAUGUAAAA
Molecule: messenger RNA, 3673 nt
Organism: Anolis sagrei ordinatus
Lineage: Eukaryota; Metazoa; Chordata; Lepidosauria; Squamata; Anolidae
Gene: MARK3
Product: microtubule affinity regulating kinase 3
Biological process (GO): intracellular signal transduction; protein phosphorylation; microtubule cytoskeleton organization
Cellular component (GO): cytoplasm; plasma membrane
Molecular function (GO): ATP binding; protein serine/threonine kinase activity; tau-protein kinase activity
Source: RefSeq, a predicted model, not a curated record